GCAACAUUUUUCUGCAGCCCUGGUGCUGUUACUAACGAUAUGCAAAACAAUAUUAAGAAAAAAACAAUAGGUGACCCAGGUCGCAACACUUGCACACGUUGCAGAUUUAUUUACAUUGGUAUUGCCCAACAGAAUACCAGACAAAGGCGCUGAUAAAUUCAUUGGUCUGAUAUGUUUAGGGCCAGAGCUCUGCUUCCCUGGAUACGAAGCACUCUGACAAAGGCCCAGACACCUCAGGGAAAUCCGUCAAAAGCUGUGGAACGGAAGUUGCUCGCGCCCACGUUACUCUCCCGUAGUCUAAACAAGCACGAUUUCAGGGGCAUGGCCACUGGAGGCGAAGUUGACGCGCAAGCUCCCAAGCAGGGCAAUCGAUUGCUUUCCUCCAAGUCUCCCUACCUUCUUCAGCAUGCCUACAAUCCGGUGGAUUGGUAUCCAUGGUCCGAAGAAGCCUUCGAGAAGGCACGCCGAGAGAACAAGCUAAUCUUCCUAUCCGUCGGCUACUCCACUUGCCAUUGGUGCCAUGUAAUGGAACAUGAAUCCUUCGAGAGUCCCGAAACAGCUGCCAUCAUGAACGAACACUUUGUGAAUAUUAAGGUAGACCGUGAAGAGCGUCCGGACAUCGACAAGGUUUACAUGCAGUUUCUACUGAUGAGCAAGGGAAGCGGUGGUUGGCCAAUGAGCGUGUGGUUGACUCCGGACCUGGCUCCUCUGGUGGCUGGCACCUACUUUCCGCCGAAAACACGCUACGGGAUGCCUGCGUUUAACACUGUGCUCCAAAGCAUUGCCAAGAAGUGGCAAACAGAUAAGGAUGCGUUAAUCGAAGCGGGAUCCACCUUGGUAGAAGCUUUGAAGAAAAAUCAAUCUGCAGAGGCUGUGCCAGAAGCUGCUUUUGAGCCGGGAAGUGCCGAAGCAAAACUAUCUGAAGCCAUCACAGUACACAAGCAGCGCUUCGAUCAGACCCACGGGGGAUUCGGCUCGGAGCCUAAGUUUCCGGAGGUGCCACGCCUUAACUUUUUGUUUCAUGGAUAUCUUGUCACUAAGGAUGUUGAUGUGCUGGACAUGGUGCUGCAGACGUUGGACCACAUUGGCAGGGGCGGAAUUAAUGACCACAUAUUUGGUGGCUUUGCCCGAUAUGCCACCACCCGUGACUGGCAUAAUGUGCACUUCGAGAAGAUGCUGUACGACCAAGGCCAGCUAAUGGCCGCCUAUGCGAACGCCUACAAGCUAACUAGAAGCGAAACCUUCUUGGGCUAUGCUGAUAAUAUCUAUAAGUAUUUGGUUAAGGAUCUGCGGCAUCCGCUGGGCGGGUUCUAUGCUGGUGAGGAUGCAGACUCGUUGCCAACGCAUAAGGAUACAGUUAAAGUUGAGGGCGCUUUCUACGCCUGGACCUGGAAAGAGAUACAAGCUGCUUUCAAGCAUCAAGCUGACCGUUUCGAGGGGGUAUCGCCCGAACGAGCAUUCGAGAUUUAUUCCUUUCAUUACGGCUUAAAACCGAAUGGCAAUGUGCCCACCUACAGUGAUCCACAUGGCCACCUCACCGGCAAGAACAUUCUCAUCGUAAAGGGUUCCGAUGAGGAGACAUGCUCAAACUUUAACUUGGAGGCAGAGCCUCUGGAGAAGGUACUGAAUACAGCUAAUGAUAUUUUGCAUGUUUUACGGGAUCAGCGACCCCGGCCCCAUUUGGACACCAAGAUCAUUUGCGCCUGGAAUGGUCUCGUCCUGUCUGGUCUGUCGAAGCUGGCAAAUUGUGGUACCGCCAAGAGGCAGCAAUAUAUGCAAACGGCUAAAGAUCUUUUGGAAUUUCUGCGGAAGGAAAUGUAUGACUCGGAGCGAAAGCUACUUCUACGAUCCUGCUAUGGUGUGGCUGUUGGAGAUCCAAUGCUGGAAAAGAACGAAUCUGAAAUUGAAGGAUUUCUGGAUGACUACGCCUUUCUUAUCAAGGGCUUACUAGAUUAUUAUAAGGCUUCGCUGGACCUUAGCGCCUUGCAUUGGGCCAAGGAGCUGCAAGAAACUCAGGACAAACUCUUUUGGGACGAGCAAAACGGAGCUUAUUUCUUUUCAAAGCUAGACUCCCCGAAUGUGAUUGUGCGGCUGAAAGAUGACCACGAUGGGGCCGAGCCCUGUGGCAACAGCGUAUCCGCAAGAAAUCUCACCCUGUUGUCCCACUAUUACGACGAAGAUGCCUAUCUGCAGCGUGUGGGAAAGCUGCUGAACUUUUUUGCCGACGUAGCUCCCUUUGGACAUGCGCUUCCCGAAAUGCUUUCGGCAUUGCUGCUCCACGAGAACGGCUUGGACCUGGUAGCCGUGGUUGGACCCGAUUCGGAUGACACUAAGCGCUUCGUUGAGAUCUGUCGCAAGUUUUAUAUACCGGGCAUGAUUAUUCUGCACGUAGAUCCCCAGCAUCCGGACGACGCGAGUAAUCAAAGAGUGCAAAAAAAGUUCAAGAUGGUGAAUGGAAAGACCACCGUUUACAUAUGUCACGAUCGCGUCUGUCGGAUGCCCGUAACCGAUCCGGCACAGCUAGAGCAGAACCUUAUGGCAAACUUCUUCACGGAACGGGUGUGAAUGCCUGAGAUUACUCGAAAUAGAUUAAGGCUUUCUAAACGUUAUGUUAUUGUUUUGGCUUCCAAAGCAUAGUAUAGUUGUUCAUGGAACUUGUAUAUACGCGUAAGAUAAAUAAAGACCGAUAUAAAGAC
Molecule: messenger RNA, 2696 nt
Organism: Drosophila bipectinata
Lineage: Eukaryota; Metazoa; Arthropoda; Insecta; Diptera; Drosophilidae
Source: RefSeq, a predicted model, not a curated record